CGAAGCCCGGCGGAGGCGGAUGCAAUUCCCCGGCUGCCCCUGGCUCCUCGGCGGGGCGGCGGGGCCCGGCCCGCAGCGCGCAGGCACCGACAGCGGCUCCAGUCCCGGCCCCGCUACCGGCCCCGGCGCGGAGGCGGGCGGCAGUGCGGCCCCGCUCCGCUCCGCGCUCUCCCCGCCGCGGCCCGGGCCCAGCCGCCGGGGCCCGGCCCAGCACCGCGGGGCCAUGGCCGAGUGGGCGCCCGCCCAGGUGCAGGAAUGGAAUGUGGAGGCCCCCCACCUGAUGCCCCUGCAGCCACCGCUGCUGCCGGAGCGGGCACACGUACGAGAGGCGCAGCUCCACUCUGCCGAGGCCUCCCUCUGGACCGUGGUGGCCACGGUGCAGGCGAUGGAGAGGAAGAUCGACCUCCUCGCCACCCGCCUGCUCAGCCUGGAGGGUCGGUCCGGCACAGCCGAGAAGAAGCUCCUGGACUGCGAGAAGACAGCCAUGGAGUUUGGGAACCAGCUGGAGAGCAAGUGGGCUGUGCUGGGCACCCUCAUCCAGGAGUACGGGCUGCUCCAGCGGCGCCUGGAGAACGUGGAGAACCUCCUCAAGAAUAGGAACUUCUGGGUGCUGCGGCUGCCCCCUGGCCCCCGGGGCGAGGUCCCCAAGGUGCCGGUGACGUUUGUUGACAUUGCUGUCUACUUCUCCGCGGAGGAGUGGAAGAAUUUGGAGGAGUGGCAGAAAGAGCUGUACAAUAACCUGGUGAAGGAGAACUAUGAGUCUUUGAUCUCCCUGGAUGGUGCCCUCUCCAGAAGUGAGGCACAGCCCCGCAGCGAGCGCCCAGAGGGACCUUGCGUCCCUGAGCAGAGGGACCUGGAGCAGAGGGAGCUGCCAACAGAUGCCUGCGCGGAGUCGCUGAUCUCCACCUCCGACAUCCUGUCCCGGAUCAAACAGGAGGUGGCCUUCGUUGGGGAGCAGCAGUUCACAGAGGAGCGGGCCAUGCCGGCAGACCCCUGUGCAGGUGCAGACGCCCUGAUCACUGCCCAUGACUUCUUGUCAUGGAUCAAGCAGGAGGAAGAGCCUUGCGUCCGCGAGCCCUGGGAGCUGCCAGAGAGGGAGAUGCUGACAGGCCCUGGUCCUGCUGGUGAUGGGCUGCUGGUGAAGACAGAGGAGCGGUGCCCCCACGCCGAGCCCCCCGAUGACGUGGGUUUGCCGGGCAGCUCUGGGGAACUGCUCUUCCCCAGCACGGGCUUUGGGAACCCUGAGGGACAGGCAACGGUGACACCAGCUCCAGCAGUGGCUCUGCCAGCACAGCACAGACUGGGCAAAGCUCCGGGCUCAGAGCCGGGGCCGGGAGCCGAGGCAGCGGGUCCCACUGCGACACCGGGACCUGCCGAGGAGCGGCCGCACGGCUGCACCGAGUGUGGGAAGAGCUUCAGCGGGAAGAAGAGCCUGCGGAUCCACCAGCGGAGCCAUGCGGCCGAGCGCCCCUACCCCUGCGCUGAGUGUGGCAAGAGCUUCAACUGCCACUCAGGGCUGGUGCGGCACCAGAUGAUCCACCGCGGCGAGCGGCCCUACAAGUGCACCGAGUGUGGCAAGUGCUACAGCCGCAAGGAGCACCUGCAGAACCACCAGCGCCUGCACACGGGCGAGCGGCCCUUUGCCUGUGCCGCCUGCGGCAAGAGCUUCAUCCGCAAGCAGAACCUGCUCAAGCACCAGCGCAUCCACACCGGAGAACGGCCCUACCAGUGCCCGGCCUGCGGACGCAGCUUCCGCUACAAGGAAUCCCUCAAGGAUCACCAGCGGGUCCAUGGGGCCGAGGCGGGGGCCCCCCCGCUGCCACCCUCUGGCAUCAUGCCCCCUGGGGGGAGGACCCAGGCGCCCUGCACGCCUCCUGUGAGCCAGGCAGGUCCCUCGCACACCGCUCCCCACGCGCACGCCCCACUGUCCGUGGCUGGGCACCCGCCGCGCAGCCAGAGCCCCGCAGGCACAACCAUGUCCUUGGUGGAACGGCGUCCCCGCCCGUCCCUAGCUGUUGGUGAGGAAGAGCCGUCUGUGUCUGGAGGCAGAGCCGCGUGGCCGGCCCCGACGCCGGCCCCGGCCCCGGUUCCCAAAAGGGCUUCUGCUGGGCACGGUGGUCUCUCCCCAGCUCGUGCUCCCGGCCUGCGGCUCAGGGAAGCUGGGCUCAGCUUUGGGCUGCUCGAGGAGAGGGCUGGGGUCCGGACGGGGCUCGGGUGGCGGCGCCUGGUUCUGCCGGGCGCUGGCCCUCUCCUGGCGCAGGUAGCGCAGCUCGUCGCGGAUGUCCGUGAGGACGCCCAGCAGGCGGAAUUGGAGCUCGCGGUCGCGGGCCCUCUCCUCUCGCUGGGUGGCCCGCUCCUCCUGCCACAUGGCCAGCUCCUGGUGGUACAGCUGGUCCCACUGCUCCUCCAGGUCCAGCAGGUGAUGGAUGUUAGUCCUCCAGCUCUCCCGGCGGUCCUCCCGCAGGCGGGAGCACCCCAGGCCACGGGGUGGGCCAGGGGCAGCAGGAGCAUCCCCUGGCGGGGAGGCGGAGGAGGGCAGCGACUCCUCGGUCAAGGCGCCGUGCAGCGGGGAGCGGGCCGGGGGCUCCUCCUCUGCCGCUGCCUUCUCCCAGAACCAUCACGACUGACCUGGGUCCAAGAUGAUUUCGGGCUCCGAGUCGUGGCUGGCCUGCAAGAAGGUAGAAGCCACCAUCUUCUCCAGGGGCGUGAGACGUGGCUUGUGGAGUGGCCCACCAGCACGGUUCAUGGGCAGGUGCUUCUUGGAGGUGAUCUUCUUCUUGACGUCCAGCCGCAGGUCACGCCACUUGUGCUUGAGGUCGUCAAUGGAGCGCUCGGUAUAGCCCAGGAAGUUGACGCGGCUUUGGAUUUGGGUCCAGAGCUGCUUCCGCCGCACCGGACCAGCGUCUCAGUCUCGUCAUUGGAGAAGUUGGCCUUCCUCUUCCGGCCAGACGCUGGCAUCGCCUGCGAGGCUGCGGCAGAGGUGGAAGGGGCACAAUUGAACCUCGGUCCCCACUCCUCUCUGUCAGCUCCUGGGGGGAACAUGGGGCUGCGGGAGCCCGAGGGAGCCGCGGAGGAGGGAGCCGAAGCAAGAGCCCCCGAGGCAUCCAUGGCAGGGGAGGCUUGGGCCAGGGAGGAUCUAAAGAGCCGCUUCGACACACCACGCGGCACAGGGGCACCUCAUCCCCUUGCCCCGGCUCGAGAGCACCUGGGAGGGGAGAAAAGGAAAGGGCAGCGCACCAUGGCAAACUCCUCAACCACCCUCAGCAUCUCCAGGCCGCACGGACAGCCCUCCAUCAGCCACCUCGGGGCCCUGGCUGAAUACCUCAGAACCGCAAUCACCCUCCCCUCAGAGCAGAGGCCUCUCCCCAAUCAGACGCGGGAUGCCCGGAGUGUGGGGGGGGGCAACCGGUACCGGCUGCACCCCCGGGGCAGGGCCGGGCCCUUCGGCGGGUGGCUUUUGUUCGCGCUUCCGCCGGGCACCGGGGACAAAGGGGCCGGGGCCUGCCCUCCGGGGAGGAGGUGCCUCCUGCCCAAACCCUCCCACGUGUCCUCACCCACCCUCCCCGAGGUCCUGGCCAAGGUACCGCCGCAGCGUGGCCAGGCUCCGCCACACCUCCCGCUCCGAGGGGCAGGGCUGCACCGCUGCCAGCUCUCCACCAUCUUCAGCAUCCGCAGUCCCCUCACCCCCGUCCACCAGCUCUCCAUCACGCUCCAACUCCUUGUCCGUCAGCGUGCGGCGCUCCAGCUGCUCCUGGCUGAGCAAGCCACGCGCUGGGGCCUCGGUACUGGCGUCGGGGAAGAAGCUGGCAGCACGGAAGCAGCUGGCAAUGAGCCCAGGGUGCACGUCACCCCACGCCUGCGCCAGCAUGUGCAGAACAUCCAGGAGGUUCGGCUGCCCCACACCACGCUCUGCCGGCAGCCACCUAAGCAGUCGGCGCCGGUAGUGGCCCUUGAGGUCACUGGUGAUGCCGCGGUCGAGGGGCUGGACCAGGGUGGCAGCUGGUGGGACAAAGACAAUUCUGACAUUAGAAAGCUGAAGGUAGGGGUGAGCCUCGUGCUUGUUGAGGAGGAGAAGGAUGUUCUUCCCUUGCCGCCGCAUCCCCUCAUUGAACUCCCGCAGCCACUCAGCGAAGAGGGGAGCGGUCAUAGUGGCCAGGCUGCUGGCACGUGGCUUUUUGAAGGUGAGGCUGUGGCGCAUCCCAAAGCGAGCCAGUCUGCCACUGCUGGGCUCCGGGUCGGGCUGGCCCAGUGUCUCGGAAAGGUGUUUGGCCUUGAGCUGGAGGAGCGGGCGACUGACAGGCAGAUCUGGGGCUGUGACACCCCAAAGCGCUUGGCCAGCUCAUUCUGUGACACCUUGGGGCCCUCCAGCAUCUCCAGCACCCGUACCUUCUCUGUCAGUGACAACUCCUUCCGCUCCUUCCGGGGUGCUGCCGUUGUCCCCUCUGCCGUCCCCGAGGAGCGGCUGGCACAGGGGGCUGGGCGGCAGGGGCCGCUUGUGGUCCCCAGCACCACCACCUCGCCUCGGCCGCACUCAGCACACUCGAGCAGCGGCUCCCCUGGCUGGCACCGGCGGCUCUCGAAGGCAGGGGAGGAGGGCCGGACGGUGGUGCUACCGGUGAUGCCGCUGCACGGCGGCUGGUCACAACUGGCCUGCGCUGGCGUCCCCGCGCCACAGAAAUCCCGCGGCCGGUGCUGCCGCCACCGUGCCGCGGGCCCCGCUCCCGGCCAGGCCAUGACCUGCAGCGCCAGGGCUGGCGGCGGACAGGACCCGCGAGCCUCACCCAAGGCGACGGGGCGCUCGGGGUCCUCCUUCAUGGCACCGGCACCGUCCCGGUCGGUCCCUGGGGAGACACGGCAGCUGCUCCCCGUGCUGCUCCUGGCAGGGCCUCACCUGCGGGGGGGACAACAGCGAUUGAAAGAUUCGCUGCACCGGGAUGACGGCGCAGGGACGGCCGGCACGGGCACGGGGAGUCGGCGGCGCCCGCAGGGCCGACCAGGGAGGGGAUGGGAGCGCGGCCAGCGAGCCUCGUGGGCCGCAGGACCACCGCCGGUGCUGUACCUGGGCCAGGCCGCGUCCCGCCCGGUGUCACUGCGGCGCCACCUGCCGCCGGCACCGCCGCCACUCCCAGUGUUCACUGCGCUCUCGGCAUGGCUGCUGAGUCCCGUCUCUGUUGAGGAGGCGCCGGGCCCGCGCAGCCGUCUGCUCCGCUCCGCCCCGUCCCGCUCCGCCCCGUUCCGCCGCUGCCGCCCGCCGCCCUUCGCCGCCCUCCGCAGGGCCAUGGCCGAGUGGGCCCCCGCUCAGGACCUGGAGUGGGACAUGGAGUCCCAGGAGCUGGCCCUGGAGCAGCCGCUGCCCGUUCCGGAGCAGGGCCCUGCUGCCGAGACCGAGCUGCCGGCCGCUGAGAUCUCCCUAACGCUGGUCGCUGAGAUCCAGGCCGUGGACAGGAAGGUGGAUGCCCAGGCAGCCCAGCUGAUGAACCUGGAGGGGAGGAUGAGGAUGGCAGAAACCAAGCUGAUUGGUUGCGAGAAGACGGCAGUGGAGUUUGGGAACCAGCUGGAGAGCAAGUGGACAGCCUUGGGCACCCUCAUCCAGGAGUAUGGGCAGCUGCAGAAGAGGCUAGAGAAUAUGGAGAACUUGCUGAAGAACAGGAACUUCUGGAUCUUGCGGCUGCCCCCAGGGGCGAAGGGGGAGGUCCCCAAGGUCCCUGUGUCAUUCAACGAUGCUUCCUUUAACUUUUCUGAGGAGGAGUGGAAGAGCUUGAAUGAGUGGCAGAAGGAGCUUUACAGGCAUAUCAUGAAAGGCAACUACGAGGCCGUCAUCUCAAUGGAUGCGGCCAUUUCGAAGCCAGACCUUCUGUCACGGAUUGAGCAAGGAGAGGAUCCCAACGCGGAGGAUCCGGAGGACUCUGAGGGAGGAGAAACCCCUACAGACCCCAGCACUGAGUUUUCCUUUCCUGGUCCUGAUGAUUGCUCGUGGAGUAAAUAUGAAGAGGCUCUGGCUGAAAGCCACGAUGGCUCUGAAGAAGAAGAAGAAGAAGAAGGCAUGGAAGUUCCUUGUACAUAUGAACAGCAGUGUGAUGAGGAAGGUUCCGAAAUCCUUGAGCUUCCUAGCUCCUUGGCAGGAAAGUGGGAAGAGGUUUUCUCAAGCCCAGAGGAGGAGAUAAAGCCAAGCAGCAAGAGCCGGAGCGGAUCAACCUCGCAGCAGAGAACAGGCAACGGGCUGAGGCGCUCCUCUCGCCGCGGGAGAGACUUGGCCAAGAAGGAUGCUCCUGAGGAUGUGGCUUCAGUAGAGGGGCCAUACAUCUGCUGUGAGUGUGGGGAGAGCUUCCUGGACAAGGAGCUGUUUGCCACCCAUCAGAAAGCGCACGCCAGCGAGGAAGCCUGCACUUCCCUGGAGCACGGAGAAGGCUUGAGGCAGAAACCCAAAACAAAAGGCCAGGGGUCUUCCCGCUCCAAACAGUCCAAACGCUCUGAUGGGGAAAAGAGCUCUGGUUUCAAGUACGGCUUUGUCAGGCACCAGGUGAACAACAUGGUGGAGAGACCCUACACCUGCUCCCAGUGCAAGGAGAGCUUCAGCCUGGAAGUGAGCCUGAUCUUGCACCAGAAGCUCCACACAGGGAAGGGUGACGGGCCGCUGACAUGCACCUACUGCGGGAAGGACUUCCGCGACCUCUCCAAAGCCAUCCGCCACCAGCGCAUCCACACAGGGGAGAGGCCAUACCAGUGCACUGAGUGCGGGAAGAGCUUCAUCCGGCGGGACCACCUGCUCAAGCACUGGCGGGUGCACACCGGGGAGACCCCCUACCAGUGCCCUGUCUGUGGGAAGCACUUCCGCUACAAAGAGUCUCUGAAUUGCCACCAGAAAAUCCACUCCCGCACCCCCCGACCCAUGGAGGAUUCGCAGCUCAGGCUGGAGUCAGGCACUCAGACCAGCCUCUUGUGUGUGAAAAAAGAAACUAAGCAGUACCGCGGCCGGCGCGGAGAACCCACAGACCCGAUCCCGGGGCACCCCCCACGUCCCCUUGGCCCCUUCCCCGCGUCGCGGAGUCGAUGGCUGGGCCGGGCCGGCCGGGCCAGUGCGCGGCCCCCGGCGCGGCCCGCGCGCGACGGCGGCGGCCUGCCCGCCCCCUGCCGGCUCGGCGGGGCAGCGGCGGGGCCGGAGCGCCCAGCGCGGAGCGGCGGAGCCGGGACGCGGAGCCGCUGCUCGGUCUCACGUCGCCGCCCCUUCGCCCCCCCCCGACCUUCGCCCCCGCCUUCCCCGGUCGGGUCGGGCCGGGCCGCGCCCCGCCCCCGCCGCGCCGCCCCGCCGCGCCCCCGCCCCGCCACCGCCCCACCGCGCCGCGCCGCCCCGGGCCCAGCCCGAUGCCCGGCGGCGGGCGGAGGUGAAGGAGCUGAGCGGCUGCUGGAACCUCCCGGCCGCGGCCCCCGGGGCCCCGGGCAGGGAACAAAGGGCCAUGGCCGAGGGGGCUCCCGCUCAGUGUCACCACCCGGCCCUGCGGUGUCGGGGCGCUCUCUCCUCUCCCUGUGGCUGGUGCUGCCCAUCCUUUGGGACCGACGUAAGCAGCUUAUCAGGGCGCCGGAGCCGGUGCAGCAGCCGUGCUAUUCCUCACCCUUCCGGCCGGUGUCUGGGCAUGAACGCACCUCGGAGCAGGAGACGCAAACAGCUGAGGUGUCCUUGAUGGUGGUGGCGGCGGUGCAGGCGGUGGAGAGGAAGGUGGACUCCCAUUCCACCCGCCUACUUGACCUGGAGGGUCGGACGGGGAUGGCAGAGAAGAAACUGAUUGACUGUGAGAAGACGGCAGCAGAACUGGGGAACCAGCUGGAGAGCAAGUGUGCGGCACUGGGCACCCUCAUCCAGGAGUACGGGCUGCUCCAGCGGCGCCUGGAGAACAUGGAGAACCUCCUGAAGAACAGGAAUUUCUGGAUCCUGCGGCUGCCCCCAGGCAGAAAGGGGGAAGUCCCCAAGGUGCCAGUGACAUUUGACGACGUGUCUGUCUAUUUCAACAACAAGGAAUGGGAGAAGCUGGAGGAGUGGCAGAAGGAGCUGUACAAGAAUGUGAUGAAAGGGAACUAUGAGUCGCUGAUCUCCCUGGACUAUGCAAUUUCCAAACCCGGUGUCUUGUCUCAGAUUGAGCAAGGAGAGGAAUCGCGGGUCAGGAAUGAGCCAGACUUGGAGGAGAGUGAGAUCAUUACUGAUGCCACUGCAGCUGGCAUAAGGGUUGUGAUCAAAACGGAGGAGCUCCUUCCUGAAGACAGCCCUGAAAACCCUGAGCUGCAUGGGAUGUCGGGGCAGUCAGAGGGGAGCUUCCAGAGUCCAGAUGAGGAGGCAGCCUGUGAGAGUCCCUAUGGCUCCGUCUCACCUCCGAGGGACCUCCCGGGAACCAGCCUGGGUGACUCGUCUGAAUACGUAUCUGACUUCAAUGAGAUCCAGAGAGUCAUCGUUCACCAUGGGAGCUGCGCAGAGGACGGGAUCGUGAUCAAGACGGAGGAAGAAGAGGAGGAGGAGGAGGACCCCGACACUCUGGAGCCAUGUGACAUGUUCUCAGGCAGGAGUGAUCCGCCGGCAUUCCCCAGCCACGAGGCUGGGCUGGGCUGUGAGGCACAGUGCAGUUCCAAAACACAGCCCAGGAGCCUGGUGGCCACCCGCGUGAGGAAACCGCCAACGUGCGAGAGGGACUCUGGAGACAUGAAGCCAGCUGUCGCCCAGCAGCGGAACCGGACAAGGGAGAGACCCUACAUUUGCCCCGAGUGUGGGAAGAGUUUCAUGCUCAAGAUCAACUUCAUGAUCCACCAGCGCAACCACCUCAAGGAAGGCUCCUAUGAGUGCCACGAGUGCGACCUCAGCUUCCGCAACAAACAGCAGUUCCUGCUGCACCAGCGCAGCCACACGCGCCGGGGUGUGGAGGUCCCCCGGCGCCCUGAGCACGGUCUCAAGCCUCAGCCACGGGCCCCACCUCCAGGGAAGCCCUACAAGUGCUCUGAGUGCGAGAGCAGCUUCAGCCACAAGUCGAGCCUCAGCAAACACCAGAUCACCCAUGUCGGGGAGCGGCCUUUCACCUGUGGCGAGUGCCGGCGGAGCUUCCGCUUGCAGAUUAGCCUCAUCAUGCACCAGAGGAUCCAUGCCGGCAAGAAUGAGAUGGCCUUCCUCUGUCCCCAGUGCGGGAAGAAUUUCACCCGGCCCUCCCACCUCCUGCGGCACCAGCGGACUCACACCGGCGAGCGGCCCUACCAGUGCAGCCAGUGCGAGAAGACCUUCAGCGAGAAGUCCAAGCUCACCAACCAUUACCGCAUCCACACCCGGGAGCGCCCACACGCCUGUGCCGUCUGCGGGAAGGGCUUCAUCCGCAAGCACCACCUCCUGGAGCACCAACGCAUCCACACGGGCGAGCGGCCCUACCACUGCACCGAGUGCGGCAAGAACUUCACCCAGAAGCAUCACCUCCUGGAGCACCAGCGGGCGCACACCGGCGAGCGGCCCUACCCCUGCACCGAGUGCACCAAGUGCUUCCGCUACAAGCAGUCUCUCAAAUACCACCUGAGGACGCACAUGGGAGAGUGAGGGGCUGCUGACGGCUUCCUCUCCCUCCCUUUCUUCCCUCCCUGCCUACUUCCCUCCCUCCAGCCUUCCCCUUCCUUCUCCAUUCAUCUCUCCCUCCUUCCCUCCAUCUCCCUUCCCCCAGCUCAGGGCAUGGACAUCAAGGAAGCUUUGUGUGGUAGCGCCGCUGCUCUGGUGGAGACGGCUAGGCUGAUUGGAAAUAAAUUAAUUAAUUAAAGCAA
Molecule: messenger RNA, 9777 nt
Organism: Pezoporus flaviventris
Lineage: Eukaryota; Metazoa; Chordata; Aves; Psittaciformes; Psittacidae
Exons: 32
Coding region: 20-9559 (3179 amino acids)
Biological process (GO): regulation of DNA-templated transcription
Source: RefSeq, a predicted model, not a curated record